AAAGCAUUCAGUACGAACUCUGCACUUCGCACAACAAGACGCCAAGCGACCAGCGACGACGACGCCAAAGGCGCUCGGCCAAAGCCACAGAGCCCGAGCAAAAACUACGUAAAUUUUCCACAGCCAUUUUCCACAAUUUUCCCAGUCGAACAAGAGCGGCAGCAAAAACAUCGGCCUGCCUGUGUGUGUGUUUUGUGUGUGCAAUAGUGAAUUGUUCUUGGCCCAGGCGAUCGAGUUCCCCGCAAAAACCCUUCCCCCCAAUCCCGCUAAAAUGUGGAGCUGGGGCUAAGGAACACCGCCAAAAAACCCCAAAACAAGCAGCGACUCAGAAAAAGGCGCCAAACUAAGAUUACCGCCAGCCAAGAUUACCUCCUCAAGACCCCGCAGGAAACCAUGAAAAUGUGGACCGAAUCCAAUGUAAAUUCCGCGAUGGGUCUUCAAGCAACAGCCGCCACCAAGCGGAAGCAUGAGCUGACCUUCGACAGCAAGGAUGCCAACACCACCUACACGGGCAACUGUGCCCCGCCCCCCGUCAAGGCCAACAAGUGGGCCAUCAGCAACAACAACUACCUGGAAUCGCUCGAGGAGCAGCAGCAGCAGCAGCAACAGCAGCAAUCGGAGCCUGCUGUCGAGUCCAACAACAACCACAUUGUGUUGGAGGCAUCCAUGGAUGCGAUGAAGCCAACGGAGCCAAGUAUUAGCAAUGGUCAUGAAGUUACUACCGCCGUCGCCACGCUGAAGAGUCAAGCGGAGGUGCCACUGCCGCCGACGGCGAGUGCAGCGAUACCGGAGGACAGUAUCGCCAGGCUGGAGGUGGUCACCUCGGCCGUUCCCUGUGAGCCCUGGACAACAGCAGCGGGCAACGGGUCGUCGACUUCCUCGGCGGUCUCCGUUUCGAAUGGAUCCAGCGCCGAGCCCGUGGACUGCAUCUCCAAGCUGCAAGCCGUGGCGGUGCCUAGUGACCCAUGGGGCAGCAUAGCCACCCGCUCCACGCUGGCCACCACUCUGCUCAGCGCCGACGAGCUGGACGACGAUGAUGAUGACUUUGAGGACGACUAUGAGGAGGAGGAGAGCAUCAUACCCACCUAUUGUCCCAUGCGUUUUCAUCCCUUUGUGCCGCACCCCCAUCCGCACCAGCUGGCACCGCAUCCCCACCAGCAACAGCAGCAGCAACAGCAGCAACUCUCCCAGCAGCAACCACAUCCCCAGCAGCAGCAACAACUCGCCCAGCAACAGCAGCAGCAUCCGCAACAGCAGAGGAGUUAUGCCCCCGGCUAUGGCAGCAGACAGCCCAACUACUACUCGGAGCCAUUCCCGCAGCAGAAUUGCUCGCGAACCGGAGGACCGCAACACAUGACGCAAUCUCCGCCCACGCCGCAGCAGGCGCGCGGUUUUGCCCCACCCCAGUGGGCGACGGCGGGCGGCAGUCCGACCAAUCCAUCGGUGGGUGGAGCCCAGCAGUUCUACGGCACCAACGGAGGAGCCUAUGCCCCGCCGGCGGCGCCACAGCAAACGAUCCGCUGUGCGGAGAAUGGCAAGUCCUAUCUAGAUUUGGGCUGCAGCAGCGGUGCAUCCGGCAACGCUGGAGGAUCGCCCAUCAGUCCGCCACCCUCCUCGGCGCCCGUCGUUCCCUUCGCCGGCCUGCCCCUCCAUGGCCUGCCCCUCAAGCGCUGCUGUGAUGGACGCCCCGGUGGCUGGUGCAGUGCCAAUAGGAGCUGCUACAAGGACACCCGGCUGAAGAUACGUAAUCUGUCCAUGUUUAAGCUCUCCCGUUUCCGCCAGGUGUCCGAGCAGUCGCUCUACCGCUCCGUGCUCAUUUGCAACACCCUGAAGCGCAUCGAUCGCGAGAUCGAGGCGGAGGCCAAGGAAUUGCACCAGGCGGCGCAGCAGCAUCACCAGCAGGCGGCAGCGGCGGCGGCGGCACAAGCGGCGCAAUACCACCCAGCCUACCAGCAGCAGCAACAACAACAGCAACAAUCCCCGCCAGCACCACUGCAUCCUCAUCCCCAGCAGCAGCAGCAGAUGGAUUAUGCACCCGUGUUGAACUGCCGUUUGGCCAACAUGGAUCACUACCAGCAAUUGAGUUUCCAGCCCCAGCAGCAGCAGCAACAGCAACAACAGCCUCCCCAACCACAUGGCUACCAUGAGCGUCUGGAGCCCGCCUACAGGGGUGUGGCAGCGGGAGCGGGUGUGGGGGUGGGAGUGGGAGGCUUCACCACGCAGCCCAGCAACUGUGAUACAUCAGCGAGUGGUGCAAGUAGCAAUACCAGCGGCGGCAACAGCAACAACACCUCUGCGGCAACGGCGAGCGGAAGCAGUAGUUUGCAUCCCUACGAUCACUAUCCCUUUCGGGAGUCGCAGUCGGGUCGAGCCACGCCCUUUCCCUCCUGCCCCACCACAGCAGCAGCGGCAGCAGUCAGCGGAGGAGCAACACCAACCCUGAGCAACAACAGCAACAGUAGCAACAUCAGCAGUUCCCCCGCCACAAGCAGCAGCAGCAUAAGCAUUAGCAACACCAGUUCCUCAACGGCAAUAAGCAGCAGUAGUGGGAAUUCAGCGAACAGCAGUGUUGUCAGCAGCACGCCAGUUGCCCCUGCCGCAAGUAACAACAAUUGCGAUACCAGCGAUUCCGGCUAUGCGGACGACGACUCCACGCGUUCGAUCAACUGGAGUUCGGUGCUCAGCCUGAGUUCGCAGUCGGCGCUGGAUCCGCUGAACAACAACGAUCUGUUUAGCAUACUGCCGGCGGCGGCCACGCCCACAGCAGUGCCGGUUUCAGUGCCAGCGGCUAGCAGUUCCAGUUCAUCCUCCGGUUCCACUUUGGCCUUCAGUGGCAGCUUCACCACCGUUCAGGCAAGCAGCGGGAAUAGCAGCAGUUCCUGUGGCAGCAGCAGCAGCAGUUCCUCCUCUACCACAGCCACCUUUACUACCCUGUCCACCAUCUCCUCGGCCACCCACUCGCUGACCUCGUCGUAUGUGAGCAGCAUUAGCUCGAACGUGUCGGCGGGCGCCAAUACCUGGGAGUACGGAUUCCUGGACAUGGAGUUCGGGCUGGGCUCGGAGUUCACCGAGCUGGUGCCCAGCUGCAAGCUCAGCUCCGAGGAUCUGUUCAAGAGCGGACUGGGUGGCCAGGUGGUGGCCGCCUCCCGCCUGCACGACAACGAGCUGGAGCAGCCGGCCCACAUCAUGGUCGGCAGUUAGUAUCAGUUGUAGACGAUGAAGACGACGACGGCGGAUGAGCGGAUGGCGGCGUGCUGGUCGCGUCGCCUGCUGGCGCCCACUAGCAAUUCCAAGCAGUAUUGAAUCGACGAAACGAGUGAGGGGAGAUCUAAAGGGGGAUCUUAAUUGCUAAUUAUGCUCAGGUUGUGAACGUGCAUGAAUAUAUAUUAUGAAAUAUAUAUAUACCCUUACCCCACUUUGGUCCUAUUUCCCCCGCUCCCUUUCUUCACACAAGCAAUCGAGGACACACAAAUUAAUUGCAAUCUAUAAAUGAAAUUCGUAACUAAGUGAGAGAUCGAAGUUAAGGCAGAACAAUGAUUAUGACAAAUGAGCAAGCAAAACUAUUAGCAAAUUUUUGUAAGUGUAAAUAUUGUUAGUCUUAAGGCAGAGCAGCGAACACCCUAGCCAAGUAAGUUUGAAACGGAAGCAAAACAAAAAUUCUAUAUUAGCGUAACUUUAGCUUUGUUAGUUGCAAUUGUUGCAGUUUUUCGAUU
Drosophila suzukii is the source of this 3713-nucleotide messenger RNA. It is a transcript of the gene tara, whose product is annotated as SERTA domain-containing protein 2 taranis. The record is from RefSeq and is a predicted model, not a curated record. Gene Ontology annotation, molecular function: transcription regulator activity. Lineage: Eukaryota; Metazoa; Arthropoda; Insecta; Diptera; Drosophilidae. Gene Ontology annotation, cellular component: nucleus.